AAUUUUUUCCAGAAAAGUUCGUAGGCCGACUGGAUUUGGAGAUGUUCAGAAAUAGACUAGUCCUAUUACAUUUACACCUGAACUCCCAGCAUAGCCCGAACCACACAAGAUCCCACCCGUUCGGUAUCAAAACCAAAGAGGUAGGCCCCAAAACUCCAAGAGAGGGAAAAAGCGAAAAAAAUGGGUGUCUUUCUCAUGAGUUUUCCCUCUUUAUUUCCUUCUCCAGAUUCUGCUUCCAUGCCUUUCUCAGCUAACAAAGCCAAUGCUAUUUCCUCAGUUUCUGGAUUGCACUCGAAAUCUACUGAUCUACUCUCAAAAUCUCUGACUGCUCUGUCCUUCAACUCUCCAAUGGCUGUUAAGGCAUUAGCUGAAAUCAAGGGGACCGGUCCGGAUGGUGGAGAUUCCGUUUCAGAAAGUGAUGAAGAAGACGUGCCUUUGUUUGGCGAUCUUUCUUUGGAUUCAAAGCUACAACAGAAGCUUGAGCAUAAAAUGAAGGUGAAAUUGGCCAAGAAUAUAAAGCUUCGAAAUAAGAAACUUGUUCGAAAGCGGCGGAUGAGAAAGAAGGGAAAAUGGCCUCCUUCAAAAGCCAGAAACCUCUGAUUUUUGUGCCUUGCAGAUUAAUCAAAUAGAAGUCCUAUAGCAGAAGUUCAGGCUAUUAUCCCAUGCUAAUGAUGCUUCAUAUUGUUGGUUGAAAAGUUUGGUGCAGCAUCCAUGGACAUGGUGAAUGAAGGCUCAGUUCCAACUGUCUUUUGUUGCUCGGCCGAGCCAUUACCUUGUAGAUGUUACUCGCUAUUUUCCAGAUUGCUAACCUUGUCUUGAAACACUUAUGUACAUGUCUUCAACUGAUUACCUUUAUUUAUGGAGCUUUACAUUUCCAAUUAAUUCUGAGCUACUAAA
Jatropha curcas is the source of this 897-nucleotide messenger RNA. Its product is annotated as large ribosomal subunit protein cL37. Lineage: Eukaryota; Viridiplantae; Streptophyta; Magnoliopsida; Malpighiales; Euphorbiaceae. The record is from RefSeq and is a predicted model, not a curated record. Gene Ontology annotation, cellular component: chloroplast thylakoid membrane. Gene Ontology annotation, biological process: plastid translation.